Pseudogymnoascus destructans is the source of this 2351-nucleotide messenger RNA. RefSeq lists its product as uncharacterized. Lineage: Eukaryota; Fungi; Ascomycota; Leotiomycetes; Thelebolales; Thelebolaceae. The record is from RefSeq and is a predicted model, not a curated record. Gene Ontology annotation, biological process: proteolysis. The transcript has 2 exons. The coding region runs from base 696 to 2336 and encodes 546 amino acids. Gene Ontology annotation, molecular function: metalloaminopeptidase activity; zinc ion binding. Gene Ontology annotation, cellular component: fungal-type vacuole.
ACAUGAUUUACAUGAUUUACAUGAUUUACAUGAUUUACAUGAUUUACAUGAUUUACAUGAUUUACAUGAUUUAGAAGGGAGGAAGGGAUGGGGGCUGAUGGACCCACCAAUAAUACCGCCAGAUUACUUUCGUACCUGGGCCCUCACGUGGCGGGUAGGGAAUAUCAAAUGCGGGGAGGGAAUCCUCCCCCGUCGUUGUUGCUUCAAUUGAGGGCGCGACGACAUUGGCAAUUUAGUACGCGUAGCCGGACUAUAUGGCAAUUGACAUUCCCCCCCUACCUCAGGAUCCAGCGAGGACUGCACGGCCAACGCAUGCAUGCCACGGAAGUUGUAUGCGGCGAUCAAUUCCCCCAGAUCAUGAAAAUCCUAGGUGAGAGUAAGUAUUGAACCUCCUGGGAAGAAAGGAAUUACACCCGGCCGCGCGUUAAAAUUCUCACGAUUGAUUUCCCAUUACCACACAUUAUGCGACGCUCUAAUGCACCAUCCAUAGCAACAUGUUCAUAUUUAUUUCUCGUCACAUCUCUGAACCCCCCCCCCCAACCAGCCUAGCGCCGUAGCCGCCCUAGCGCCCUAGCCACCCCUUUCGGUUCGAUCGCCAAAGUGUGGACGGCGCUGCUCAACGAGAGGCUCGUCCACAGCCUUGCCCCAACUUCCCCCCACCGCUCACCAUCCGGCUUUAGAACCUCGUGAUCUAAAUGCCCCUCCACACGUCCAAAACCACAUCUUCACUCCUCCUCAGCUUCAGGACUCCCAGUCUCGCGCUCAGGGCUGCUAGAGUCGCUACUAUCAGAGCUUUUUCAACCACACUUCUUGCUCCCCAAAAACAACACGCCAUGGCUGCUAGGGUCAAUGACUUCCUCGACUUCCUCGGGUCGUCUCCAACACCAUUCCACGCCGUCCAAUCCGCCAUCAAGCGCCUCGAAGCCUCAGCCUUCAAACCAAUCCAAGAGCGUGAAUCCUGGUCCUCCACCCUGCAACCAGGCGGAAAGUACUACCUAACCCGCAACGGCUCCUCCAUCGUCGCCUUCGCCAUCGGCAAGAAAUGGAAAUCCGGCAACCCCAUCGCCAUGAUCGGGGCACACACCGACUCCCCCACCCUGCGCCUCAAGCCCGUCAGCAAGAAGACCAACUCGGGCUUCCUCCAGAUCGGCGUGGAGACGUAUGGAGGCGGGAUCUGGCACACGUGGUUUGAUCGCGAUCUGAGCAUUGCGGGACGUGUGAUGGCAAAGGAUAAGGGGGGGAAUUUUGUCCAGACGCUGGUUAAAGUUGAUCGGCCCAUCGUGCGGGUUCCCACGCUAGCGAUCCACUUAGACAGGUCGUCGGAGUUCAACCCAAACAAGGAGACGGAACUCUUCCCCAUCGCCGGCCUCGUCGCAGCGGAACUCAACAGAACGGGCGCCAAACCCGACGAGAAGUCCGAGCCCGAGGCGGCCGAGGACUCGCACUCCUCCCCCCUCCGUGCCAUGACCGAACGCCACCACCCCUACAUCAUGGAGAUCAUCGCCGAGCACGCCGGCGUCUCCGUCCAGGAUGUAAUCGACUUCGAGCUCGUCCUCUAUGACACCCAGCCCCCCUGUCGCGGCGGCCUCAACAACGAAUUUAUCUACUCCGCGCGCCUCGACAACCUCGAGAUGACCUACUGUGCCGUCCUCGGGCUGAUCGAGUCGCUCUCCGCCCCUGACGCGCUGGAUGAUGAAUCCUCCAUCCGUCUGGUCGCCUGCUUCGACCACGAGGAGAUCGGGAGCACGACUGCGCAGGGCGCGGCGUCAAAUUUACUCCCCGCUGUGCUGCGGAGGCUUAGUGUGUUGCCGGCGAACGAGGGGAGCGAGGUCUCGUAUGAGAAGGUGCGGAGGGAGUCAGAUGCUGAUAUCUCGACGGCGUAUGAGCAGACCCUCGCGUCGUCGUUUUUGAUCUCGGCGGAUAUGGCACAUUCAGUUAAUCCGAACUAUGCGCAGAAAUACGAGUCGGAUCAUAGGCCGGAGAUGAAUAAGGGGACUGUGAUCAAGAUUAAUGCGAAUGCCCGCUACGCUACCAGCUCCCCGGGCAUUGUGCUGCUGCAGGAGAUAGCACGCAAGGCGAAGUCGGGCAAGGAGACGGGGGAGGGGGUCCCGCUGCAGCUUUUUGUGGUGAGGAAUGAUUCGUCGUGUGGAAGCACGAUUGGACCUAUGCUGUCUGCGGCGCUGGGGAUGAGGACGCUGGAUCUGGGGAAUGCACAGUUGAGUAUGCAUAGUGUGAGGGAGUGUGGUGGGGCGGAGGAUGUAGAGCAUGCGGUGAGGUUGUUUGAGAGUUUCUUUGAGCACUUCUCGGCGCUGGAGGGGAAGAUUUUGGUUGAUUAGGGGAUUAGAGGGAGG